Messenger RNA from Manis pentadactyla (Chinese pangolin), 8774 nucleotides. RefSeq names its product CASP2 and RIPK1 domain containing adaptor with death domain (gene CRADD). NCBI's taxonomy places the organism in Eukaryota, Metazoa, Chordata, Mammalia, Pholidota, Manidae. Gene Ontology annotation, molecular function: death domain binding; protease binding. The record is from RefSeq and is a predicted model, not a curated record. Bases 415 to 1140 code for a protein of 241 amino acids. Gene Ontology annotation, biological process: signal transduction; regulation of apoptotic process. The transcript is spliced from 6 exons.
AUGUGGCCAGGACAAAUUACUUAACUUCUCUUUUCUUUACCUUCUUUAUCUGUGAAGUGGAGGUAAAAUUACAUCUCCCCUUAAGAUUGUGGUGAGAUUGGUUACAUCUGAGGACUAGAUUGGGAAAGCCAGCAGAAUCGUGCCUGGAACAUGGAUAAAGACCUAGAAAUAAAUUUACUGGGUCAAGGAGUAUGCAAACAAGAUUCAAAGGCAAGAAAGCAAAAAGAGUUACUGUUUUGGGUCCCUUUCUCAAAACAGGAAAGUCUUCCCGGGAACCCCUCUCCCAGAACAUUUGUCCUUGUAUGUCAUGGACAGGAUUGAAUCACACGCAUAUGCAGAAACCAGAAGUAAUAUCUAUCCUGAAAUUGAUGAAUAUCACCAUACAUAUUUUGGAAUGUCAUUGCAUAGGGGGAAAUGGAGGCUAGAGACAAGCAAGUGCUUCGCUCCCUUCGCCUGGAGCUGGGUGCACAGGUACUGGUGGAGGGACUGGUUCUGCAGUAUCUUUACCAGGAAGGGGUCUUGACGGAAAACCACGUUCAAGAAAUCAAAGCUCAAGCCACAGGCCUCCGGAAAACAAUGCUGCUGCUGGAUAUCCUACCUUCCAGAGGUCCUAAAGCAUUUGAUGCAUUCCUAGAUUCCCUGCAGGAAUUUCCCUGGGUUAGGGAGAAGCUGGAGAAGGCAAGGGAAGAAGCCAUAACUGAGCUGCCUGCAGUUACUGGUAAUCUGGUACAGAUUAAACCCAGAAGGUCUAUCCAAAAAGCCACAGCUUCUGAGCACCUGACAGCCAUACACAGAACACAGCCACCUGACUCCGAAGAAGGCAGUGAAGAAGCAGAAAAUGACCAGAUAACUGGCAUCCCGCCGCACAUCCUCAACAGCUCUCCGUCGGACCGGCAGAUUAACCAGCUGGCCCAGAAGCUGGGCCCUGAGUGGGAGCCCGUGGUGCUGUCUCUGGGAUUGUCCCAGACAGAUAUCUACCGCUGUAAGGCCAAUCACCCCCAUAACGUGCAGUCACAGAUGGUAGAGGCCUUCGUCCGCUGGAGGCAGCGCUACGGGAAGCAGGCCACCUUCCAGAGCUUGCACAGGGGGCUCCAGGCUGUGGAGGCAGACCCCUCGGUGCUCCAGCACAUGUUGGAAUGAUGCUGCCUCCAUCAGCCUGCUGGGGAGUGCGUGCCCAAGUGACAUGUGCUGAAUCCUGACUUUCACCCAGGGCAGGUAGUUGUGGGGUUUUAUUUUUAUUUUUUGGUCUUUUGUUUUCAAUGAUACUUAGAUGAAGGGAGAAAAUAAGAUUUCUACUGGACAUUACUUGAAAGGCCAGAUUACUCAGUAGGUCUCCCACAUUGGCUUGAUAAUUCAUUGUUUCUAGUUCCUUGAAGAUUGCAUUGGUUUAAUUGUGUGGUUGCCUUUUAAUAAAUUGGUAAAUCAUAGUGGCUCAAAAAAAUAUACUGUGUUAUCACAUUAUAUGCAGGUGUCCAAUACAUAAAACAUCUACUUUCAUGUUAUCUGGGAACUGAACUGUGAACUUUGCUAUUAAUAAGGGUGAUAAUAAACAGUGAAUUACUAUGUAUAAUAUGAUCUACCUAUUCAUGAGAAAGUAUUGUUUUUUUUUUUUCUUAUUGCAUAGCUUAAGGGUAUAAAAUUACAGUAGUAAUCACUUUGGAACAAAAUUGAUAGUAGCAGCAAAAUUGUUACUUUCUCCAGUAAAGAUAAAUAGCUCAGGCAGGGUGUCUGAGUCAAAUUUAAGAUACUAAAGCUCCCUGCAAAGACAAGUUCAAGUACCAGCAUGCAUUCCUGAGCCCUUCAUCUUUAAAAGAUUACUUAAGAAAAUCCCAUGCCAUUUAUUUAAAGGAUUUAUUUGUGGGUCAAAGGCAGGUGUGGUCUUUCCACUGAAGCCAUAAUGAUUGAAGGAUUGUACUCCUAAGGAGUAUGACUAAGUCUUCUGACUUUUUAUUAAUAACAUGGUAUUUAUCAAAUGCUUUACUGUUUUCAAGGCUUUUCAUGUACGUGAUCUCAUUUGGACCUCACAAAAAUCCCUGCGAGGUAGUUGGGCAAUAGAGGUGAGCCUCCUUCUGUGUCGAGACUGGGUGAUUGCCUGGGGUGAGGGAGCCGGAGGGUGUCUUUGGAGCCCUGCUCCUGUGUGCCCUUUCUAGCUGCCCCCUGCUGCUUCUCCUUUCUCUUGUGUGUCUGUUGAACAGGGUGAAUCCUGCCUCCUGUGAGCAGCACCGCCCACGGUAGGUUACUUUGCUUCUCCAAGCCUUUAUGAAUGAGGAAACAGUUGUCCCCACCUCCAAGAUUUUUGUGAUAAUUAAAGGAAUAAUGUUUGCCAAGGGCUGGCCCAUAGUCAACUCUCAGGAAAUGACCACUGUUCAUUUGCUGCUGUGGCUGAACAUGGAUGCAGUUCACAGACAAAGCUGAAUAGUGGCUAAUGCUGAGGACUCUGUAGGCAGAAGUUCUGUUGCCAUGUUUCUUGCUAAGCUUUAAAAUGUGAUGUGAUUUUAUUAACUCUACAGUGGGUCUAAUCAGUAGGGGGACAGGUGAACUGUCUCAAUCUGUGGUCUGUCCUGAAUAAUUGGAGACUCUGCUUCCUAACCCUAAGCUAAAUCAGGAUUUUUCAAAGGUGGAAAAAUUAUACUUUCUACCUCUUUCCAUUCCAAGGACCAGUAUACAGAGUGGUAGAGUUGAAUGUGAAGUGGGUGCUAAAAAAGAUGACAGUGAUGUGUUGAUAACAUCCUUUCAUGUUUCUAGUAAUCAUAUUCUGUUUACUCAAAAAGAUCAGUUGCUUCAUGGUUGAACAAACAGUUCAGGAUGAUCUGCUAGCCUUCUCAACUCGAAUUUUUCUUUUUAUGUAGCCCAGCCAUUAAUUCAUUACCUUGUAAAAUUCUUGUAAUUUUGGCCCCAUUAUUGCACCCAGUGACAGACUGUACUUCUGUGGCAUCCUCACUAAACUGCUUGUCAUUUUGAACCUUGGACUUGUUAUGUUGCUAUUUAGUCCCCCUGGGUUUUGCUAAUAGAGUGUUUCUUUAGCUUUUGUUCUUACCACAUUUAUGGAUGAGUGAGUAUAGCCAGGCUCUGCUGCAUCUGACUAGAUGGCAUUUUAGAAGUGGGUCUGAUGAUUAGUUAGGUCAUCUUUAAAGAAUGGAUCAUGCACAAAGAUUUCUGUGUUUUGUCAGGAGUGAAGGAACAGUCUGUGAUGCACUUGCCCUCAAUGGACUUCCAGGGGCCCUUGGUGGACUGCCAGGGCCAUUAGAGAGUUCUGACUUGUUGCCUUAUAAGCAGGGUGUCUCCACCAUCAAAUGGCAGCCUCAUCAUCGAGGUUUGCUCAUUUGUUGCUGAAGAUUUACAUAAUGGAAGAACAGAGCAUCCUGAUCACUGCCUCAUUUCUACAUCUGGUUGCAAAGAGUGAUGACAUGGCAGCUGUCUACCUCCCAAGAGAAUUAGGAGGUGAUGUGCCUGCAAGGAGUCCAUGUGUUUUUGCAUGGGAGAAGAUUCUACAAAUCCAGAGAUUAGCUGCCCCCAAUAAAAUUCUGAGUGAAUUCAAUGAGGUGAUACAGCAUUUACAGGUGCUGUCAAAAAAGAAAAAACCACAGAAACCCUAAAAAAAGUCUUGGUCCACUUUGGUUUGGGGUGUGUGUAUGUGUGUACAUGUGUAAGUAUGCUCCCUAACUUUUUCAAAACUUUAACUUUUAUGAAUUUUCUCAGCACUGAAAUAGUGCAUGUUCACCAUAUCAGUCUGAAAAAAUGUCAGUGAGCAAGAGCAAAAAAAAAAAGAAUUACCUCUACUCCCAUCUUCCAAAGAUAACCACUGUUAUACCCCAGUUUUGGUCUCUAUCCUCCAGUUACUUCUUAUACCUACAUAUUCUCUUUAUAACAGUAGGACUGUAUCAAGUCAACUAACUACAAUAAGCACUUAAGGGAUAUACAAAAUAAAAAGAUGUCAAAUAUGAUGUCAAAACAUAAAACGUGGUGGGUUAGAAAUACAAUGUUCUUAGAAUACAUUAGAACUUAAGUGACUGUCAGCUUAAAGUGGACUGCUGUGUAUAUAGGAUUUAUAUAUGAACCUAAUGAUAUCUAAAAACCACAGUAGAUACACAAAAAAGUAAAGAGAAAAGAAUUCAAACAUAACACUAAAGAAAACCAUCACAGCACAAGGAACAGACCAAGAAAACAGAGAACUACAAAAACAACCAGAAAACAACAAAAUUUCAAUAAGUACAUACCUAUCAAUAAUAACCUUAAAUGUGAUUAGACUAAAUGCUCCAAUCAAAAGACAUAGGGUGACUGAAUGGAUAAAAAACAAAACCCAUCUGUAUGCUGCUUACAGGAAACUCACUUCAGAUUUAAAGACACACCCAGACAGAAAGUGAUGGAAAAGAUAUUCCAUGAAAAUGGAACAUAAUAAAGUUGGAGUAGCAAUACUUACCUCAGGGAAGUAAAGACUGACGCAGAAGACAAAGAAGGGUAUUACGUAAUGAUAAAGGGGUUGAUUAAAAAAGAGGAUAUAACCAUCAUAAAUAUUUAUGCACCCAAUAUAGGCUCACCUAAUAUGUAAAGCAACUAUUAAUUGACAUAAAGGGAGAAACUGACAGUAGUUAAAUAAUAGUAGGGAACCAAAGUCCCCACUUACAUUAAUGAAUAAAGUGUCCAGACAGAAAAUCAGUAGGAAAACACUGGCCUUAAAUGACACUCUAGACCAAAUGGACUUUAGUAUAUAGGUAUAUGUAUAUAGAUAUAUAGACUUUAUUCCAGGGAUGCAAGGAGAGUUCAGCAUCCAUAAAUCAGUAAACAUGAUAUAUAGACAUUAUAUAUGUAAAAUAUUUUAUCCAAAAUUGCAGAAUACACAUUCUUUUCGAGUACACAAGAAAUACUCUCCAGGAUAGAUCACAUUAGGCUACAAAAAAAGUCUCGAUAAAUUCAAGAAGAUUGAAAUCAUAUCAAGCUUGUUUUAUGACCACAGUAGUAAAAAAACAGAAAUCAAUUACAAGAAGAAAACUGGAAAAAACACAGACACUUGGAGCUAAGCAACAUGCUACUAAACAACCAGUGGGUGAAUUAAGAAAUCAAAAAGAAAAUGAAAAAAUACCUUGAUAAAAAUGAAAAUGAAAAUACAACUUUCCAAAAUUAUGGGAAGUAGCAAAAGCAGUUACCAGAAGGAAGUUCAUAGUGAUACAGGCCUAUCUCAAGAAACAAGAAAAAUCCCAAGUAAGCAACCUAACAUUAUACCUAAAGGAAAUAGAAGAAGAAGAACAGACAGAGCCCAAAACUAGUAGAAAGAAGGAAAUAAUAAAAUUCAGAGUGGAAAUAAAUUGAAAUAGAGACUAAAAGGAAAAGAUUGAUGAACCUAAAAGCUUGAUCUUUGAAAAAAUAAACAAAAUCAUUAACUUCUAGCUAGACUAAUCAAGACAAAAAUGAGAUGGUGCAAAUAAAUAAAAUCAGAAAUGAAAGAGAAGUUACAACUGACACCACAGAAAUACAAAGGAUCUUAAGGUUCUAUGAAAAAUUAUACAACAACGAACUGGAAAACUUAGAAGAAAUGCAUAAGUUCCUAGGAACACAUAACCUUCUCAGACGGAAUCACAAAGAAAUAGAAAAUCUGCACAGACCAGUUGUAAGUAAUGGAAAUAAAUUAGUAAUUUUAAAACUCCCAAAAUACAAAAUCCCAGGACCAGAUAGCCUUACAGGUGAAUCCUACCAAAAAUUUUAAAAGAAGAGUUAGUACCUAUUCUUCUCAAACUACUCCAAAAAAUGAAGAGGAAGGAACACUUUCAAACUUAUUUUAUGAGGCCAGCAUUACUCUGAUACCAAAACCAGACAAAGAUACGACAAAGAAAGAAAAUUAUAGGCCAAUCUCCCUGAUGAAUAUAGCUGUAAGAAUCAACAAAAUAAUAGCAAGCCAAAUUCAACAGUACUUUAAAAGGAUAAAACACAAUCAAGUGGGAUUUAUUUCAGGGAUUCAAGGAUAGAUCAACAUCCAUAAAUCAAUCAACAUGAUAUAACACAUUAACAAAAGGAAGUAUAAAAAUCAUCUAAUCAUCUCAAUAUAUGCAGAAAAAGCCCUUGACAAAAUUCAGCAUCCAUUUAUGAUAAAAACUCUCAACAAAGUAGAUAUAGAAGAGCAUACCUCAGCAUUAAUAAGGGCUGUAUAUAACAAACUCAUAUCUAACAUGUUCUACAGUGAAAAGCUAAAAGCUUUUCCUCUAAGAUCAAGAACAAGACAAGGAUGCCCAUUCUCACCACUUUUAUUCAACAUAGUGUUGUAAGUGUUAGCCAUAGCAAUUAGGCAAGGAAAAGAAAAAAAUGUCAUCCAAAUUGGAAAGGAAAAAGUAAAACUCUAUUUGCAGAUGACAUGAUACUAUAUAUAAAAACCCUAAAGACUCCACCCAAAACUAUUAGAAGUAAUAAAGGAAUUCAGUAGUCACAGGUUACAAAAUUAACAUAAGAAAUCAGUUGUGUUUCUAUACACUAGUAAUUGGUUAUCAGAAUGAGAAAUUAAGAAGAGAACUGGAUUUAAAAUUGUGUCAAAAAUAUGAAUGGAAUGGUUAAAGAACAUAUGGUACAUACACAGUGAAAUAUUAUUCAGCUAUAAAAAGAAAACAAAUCCUACCAUUUGCAACAACAUGGAUGGAGCUAGAGCAUAUUAUGCUCAGUGAAAUAAGCCAGGCAGAGAAAGACAAGUACCAAAUGAUUUCACUCAUUUGUGGAGUAUAACAACAAAGCAAAACUGAAGGAACAAUGAUAGACAGUGACUGCAAUGGGGGAGGGAGUGGGGAGUUGAUAAUAUGAGUAAAUGUUGAAACCACAAUGUUCAUGUGAAACCUUCAUAAAAUUAUAUAUCAAUGAUACUUUAAUAAAUAAAUUGGAUUAAAAAGAAUAAAAUACCUAUGAACAUAUUUAACCAAGUUGGUGAAAGACCUAUAUUCUGAAAACUAUAAGACACUGGUGGAAGAAAUAGAAGAUCACACAAAUAAAUGGAAAGAUAUUCCAUUAUCCUGAAUUAGAAGAGUUCAUAUUGCUAAAAUGUCCAUAUUACCUAAAGCAAUCUACAGAUUCAGUGCAACCCCCAUCAGAAUACCAAUUUUUCACAGGAGGCAAAGACUCCUAAAAUUUGUAUGGAACCACAAAAAAACCCAAAUAGCCAAGCAAUCACGAGAAAGAACAAAGCUGGAUGUAACAUGGCCCCUGAUUUCAAACUAUACUACAAAGCUAUAGUAAUCAAAAUAGUAUAGUACUGGCAUGAAACCAGACAUAUAGAUCAAUGGAAGAAACAGGGAGCCUAGAAAUAAACCCAUGCAUAUGUAACCAACUAAUCUAUGAAAAAGGAGCAGGAAUAUACAAUGGGGAGAAAGACGGUCUCUUCGAUAAAUGGUGCUAGGAAACCGGACAGCUACAUGCAAAAGAAUGAAACUAGACCACUUUCCUAGACCAUUUACAAAAAUAAAUUCAAAAUGGAUUAAAGACUUGAAAUUAAUAUCUGAAACUAUAAAAUUUCUAGAAGAAAACAUAGGCAGUAAGCUUUUUGACCUAAGUCUUAGCAGUAUUUUUUGAACUAGUGUCCUUAGGCAAGGGCAGCAAAAGCUAAAUAAGCAAAUAAGAUUACAUCAAACUAAAAAGCUUUCACACAGCAAAGGAAACCAUCAAAACAAAAAGGCCAUGUACUAAAUGGGAGAAUAUAUAUGCAAAUCAUACAUCUGAUAAGUGGUUAAUGCCCAAAAUAAAGAAAGAACUUACAACUUAAUAUCAAAGAAAAAAAUCAUUUAAAAAUGGGCAGAGAUAUUGAAUAGACGUUUUUCCAAAAAAGACAUAUAGAUGGGCAUCAAGCAUGUGAAAAACAUGCUCAACAAUACUAAUCAUUAGGGAAAUGCAAACAACAAUGAGAUAGAUAAUCACCUCACACCAGUCAGACUGGCUAUUAUCAAAAAGACAGAAAAUAACAAGAUUUGGUGAAGAUGUAGAUAAAAAGGGACCCUUACACACUGUUGGGAAUGUAAAUUGGUGCAGCCACUAUGGAAAACUGUAUGGAUUCCUCAAGAAGUUAAAAACAGAGCUACCAUAUAAUCCAGCAAUUCAAUUUCUGGCUAUUUAUCCAAAGAAAAUGAAAACCAAUUCAAAGAGAUAUAUGCACCCCUAUGUGCAUCGCAGUAUUAUUUACAUAGCCCAGAUAUGGAAACAGCAGAAGUGUCCAUCAAUAGAUGAAUAGAUAAAGAUGUGGUAUAUUUAUACACUGGAAUGAAUGUUAGCCAUAAAAAAAUGAAAUCUUGCCAUUUGCAAAAACAUGGAUGGACCUACAGGGUAUUAUGUUAAGUGAAAUAAGUCAGACAAAGAUAAAUACUGUAUGGUUUCUCUUAUAUGUAGAAUCCAAAAAACAAAACAAAUGAACAAGCAAAAUAUAACAGAAAUGGCCUUAUAGACACAGGAAAUAAACUGUUGGUUACCAGAGCAGGGAUGGGUUGCAGGAAGGCAAAGUUGGUGAAAAGGAUCAAGAGGUACAGACUUCCAGUUUGAAAACAAGUAAGUCAUGGGAUGUAAUGUACAGCACAGGGAGUAUGUCAGUACUGUUGUAAUAUCUUUGUAUGGUGACAGAUGAUAACUACACUUAUCGUGGUGAUCAUUUCAUAAUGUAUAAAAAUAUUGAAUAUGCUGUACACCUGAGACUGAUAGGAUACUGUUUCUCAACUGUACUUCAAUUUUUUAAAAAGGAAUUGUAUUAUAUUGCUGUUUUACAGGUUUUCUUAUUUAACAUACAACUAUCUUUCCAUGUCAUUAAAGAUUCUACUGUA